ACACUUACCCUGCCCUCAGUGGGCAUCGCCGCUGCUAGGCGGCACCUUAGGGCUCCUCCCGCGCUCCUCUCGGCGCAGUCCCCAUGGCCACCUUCCAGGAGGUGAGCGUGUCCGGCUUCGAGGAGUUCAACCAGGCUGUGAAGGACCACAAUGGCAAAACCAUCUUCGCCUACUUCAGCGGUUCUAAGGACGCCGAAGGAAAGAGCUGGUGUCCCGACUGCGUGCAAGCGGAGCCAGUCGUUCGAGAGGGGCUGAAGUAUGUUAAUGAAGAAUGUGUGUUCAUCUACUGCCAAGUGGGAGACAGGUCUUAUUGGAAGGACCCAAAUAAUGACUUCAGACAAAAGCUGAAAUUAACUGCAGUGCCUACUCUACUUAAAUAUGGAACACCUCAAAAACUGGUAGAAUCUGAGUGCCUUCAGGCCAACCUUGUAGAGAUGAUAUUCUCUGAAGAUUAAGAUUUGAUGAUGGCAAUUGUCUUGAUUUCCUGGUUUGCCUACCUGCUUUGAAUUCAUGUUAACAAUAAGUAAAUGAUGGUGUUAAAAAUCAGUGUAUGUCUAAAUAAUAAAGCAUUAAUAUGCAAACCUUCAA
Molecule: messenger RNA, 588 nt
Organism: Nannospalax galili (Upper Galilee mountains blind mole rat)
Lineage: Eukaryota; Metazoa; Chordata; Mammalia; Rodentia; Spalacidae
Gene: Txndc17
Product: thioredoxin domain containing 17
Exons: 4
Coding region: 84-455 (123 amino acids)
Cellular component (GO): cytosol
Molecular function (GO): protein-disulfide reductase [NAD(P)H] activity
Source: RefSeq, a predicted model, not a curated record